AGUAAAAGUCUAAAAGAUAAGAUGGAGAGCUUACUGUGUGAUGAGGUUCUGCAAGAAAUCCUCCAACGCCUCCCUCCGUCGUCCUCCUCCGCCGUUCCUCUGGUGUGCAAGCGGUGGUCGAUUGUCCACCGCAAUUGCAGGUAUUCUCUCUUUCUCCGUUUUCCCUCAGCUAACCCUUCUUCUCUACCUGCCUUCUCCUCUUACCUCUCUCGUUUCCCUCGCGUUUCUUCCCUCACUGUCGUUCUCGUCCCCCCUUCCGAUAACUCCUCUCCCGUUGUCUCCUUUGAUGUUGUUCCUGAUUAUGAUGACGACGAAGAAACCAAUUCUUCUCUCUUGUCCGAUCAAAUCCUCCUUUCUGUGGCCUCCAAUUGCCCCAAUCUCCGCGACUUUAGAUACUUGGCCGGACCCGUCUCCCCAACUGCGCUUCUUUCUCUCUCUUCUUCUUGCAAGCACAUGUCCUCCCUCAGCCUCACCUCUAUCCGUCCUUUCUCUUUCCGCUGGCUCACCUUCUUCCCUGCCCUGAAGGACCUCUCCCUUGUUGAUUGCGGCAGCUUCGACUCCUCCAAUGACGAUGAAUCGGAAUUGGAAUUACCCUUGGAGAGCCUCUGCUUGUCUGAAAUUAGGGCCGGCGAUUGCGGCCUCGGUUGGCUGUGGAGGAGAUGCACCAAGCUCCGCAGGUUACAGUUGCGCAGCUGUGAAGGCACCGGUGACGGCGUCUCCUUCUCUUCCUUCGUAAGGUGCUUGCCCGGUCUCCAAGAAUUGGAGCUUCGGACUUGCAGGACUAUUGCAGAUGGUGUCUUGCUGCGAUUAGCCCAACACUGUGACUCGCUCUACUCUCUCCUCUUGUAUGAUGGGGGAAGCCGUGAUGGUCUCCUCCGCUUCAUCAGCCGUUGCAGGUCUACUCUGCGGAGGCUCGACUUUCGUCUACCUCUUGACCUCGACAACGAUCACCUCUCCGCUGUUGCAGAGAAUGUCAGGGAACUGGUCAGCCUUCGCCUCCAGAGCUGCUGCCUCGUCACAGGUGAAGGACUCAAGACCCUGGGCACCACCAUCAACGCCGGGCUUGAAGAAUUGGCCCUUAUUAACUGCGACGUGAUCGAGAAAGAACCUGGGUUGCUCACUACUUUGGGUCAAAGCCUCAGGGAGCUUCGUAAAUUGGACUUGUCCUAUAACAAAAUGUUACCGGAUAAGGAACUUGUUUCCAUGCUUGUCUCCUGUAAGAAUCUGGUUGAUGUCAAGUUGAAAGGUUGCAGAGGGCUCACGGGUGCUGCUCUGCUGUCCAUGUUAAACAACUGCAAGCUUUUGGAGACCAUCGACAUCAAACAUUGUUGUGGGAUCGAGACCGACACUGUUGAGUUCUUUCUUCUCAACUCCCCAAGAAUCAGACAGGUCCAUGUUGAAGAAAGCAAGCUCUCUGGUGUUGCCAAAACAUGGGUUUCCCAAAAAUUCAUCCAAAUUAUUGGUUGAACGACAAUUUGAUGGCGAAAGAUCAGCUCACUGGUACAAAUCCAUCCAUUCCUUCCACCGCUGAAUGUAAAUUAGUUUGAAGUUUGUGUGUUAGAGAAACAGAAGAGAGGAAAGAAGAAGCUCUCUCUGAGUCUCUGCUGUGUUGUUAUUCAAUAAUCUUAUUCAUACAAGCGUAUGUAUCAAUUUAGAGUCUUAAUCUCGUCCUCCAAGAGGGCAAAAUCUCAUCUAAUAAGGCCUGGUUUUUUUCGUUCUUUGUUGAAAUUACUGCAAAUAUUGUUGCCCAUCUAAAUUGGGCUCUAUUGUUAUGUAAUAAAAAAAAAUUUCCAGCUCAAAUUUUGAU
This is a messenger RNA of Telopea speciosissima, 1807 nucleotides long. Its product is annotated as F-box protein At5g51380-like. The coding region runs from base 22 to 1467 and encodes 481 amino acids. The transcript has a single exon. Lineage: Eukaryota; Viridiplantae; Streptophyta; Magnoliopsida; Proteales; Proteaceae. Gene Ontology annotation, cellular component: SCF ubiquitin ligase complex. The record is from RefSeq and is a predicted model, not a curated record. Gene Ontology annotation, biological process: SCF-dependent proteasomal ubiquitin-dependent protein catabolic process. Gene Ontology annotation, molecular function: protein binding.